This is a messenger RNA of Parastagonospora nodorum SN15, 123 nucleotides long. RefSeq lists its product as hypothetical. The record is from RefSeq and is a predicted model, not a curated record. NCBI's taxonomy places the organism in Eukaryota, Fungi, Ascomycota, Dothideomycetes, Pleosporales, Phaeosphaeriaceae. The transcript is spliced from 2 exons. Bases 1 to 123 code for a protein of 40 amino acids.
AUGGCCCCGAAAUCAGUUCGCGGCGCUGUCACUGCAGGCAUGAAAUUCGCGAUCGUGUUAAGUCUCAUUACUGGCUCAUCGCACACGGCAAUAUUGCAAACCGAGUGCACAAGAUCUGCCUGA